This is a messenger RNA of Chiloscyllium plagiosum (whitespotted bambooshark), 1706 nucleotides long. Lineage: Eukaryota; Metazoa; Chordata; Chondrichthyes; Orectolobiformes; Hemiscylliidae. The record is from RefSeq and is a predicted model, not a curated record.
CCCCGUCCCACCCCGCCCCGGUUCGCCCCGCUGCAGGGCUACACCUCGUUCUGGAAUGACUGUAUCUCAGCGGGACUGCGAGGCUGCAUCCUGGUGGAACUGGCCCUGAGGGGGCGAAUACAACUGGAGCCCCCCACCCUUCGCCGCAAGAGCUUGCUCAACCGCAAGGUCCUCUUCAAAUCGGACGCUCCGACCGGUGACGUUCUGCUGGACGAGGCACUGAAGCACAUCAAGGUGACCGAGCCCACCGAGACGGUGCAGAACUGGAUCGAGCUGCUCACCGGCGAGACGUGGAACCCCCUGAAGCUGAAUUACCAGAUCCGCAACGUGAGGGAGCGGCUGGCCAAGAGCCUGGUGGAGAAGGGGGUGCUGACGACGGAGAAGCAGAAUUUCCUGCUGUUCGACAUGACCACCCACCCGGUGACCGACGGCACGCUCAAGCAGCGGCUGGUCAAGAGGCUGCAGGACGCCUUCCUGGGCAAGUGGGUGCGUGAGCCCCAGCGCAUGGACAAGCGCCUGCUGGCCCUGGCCCUCCUGGCCCACAGCGCGGACGUGCUGGAGAACGCCUUUGUGCCACUGACGGACGACCAGUACGAACUGGCCACUAGCCGCUCGCGCGAGCUGCUGGAGCUCAACCCGGACGCGGAGUCCGCCAAGCCCAACGCCAACGAGAUGGUCUGGGCCGUAAUGGCCGCAUUCACCAAGUAGCCUCUUUUCCCCCACCCCGCCCUCGCGCGCGCGCGCGCUCUUGGCCGUCUCUGCCGCCCAGUGGCAGAGUCUGGGAUUGCGGGUCUUUGGGUGUUUUUUUUUUGUGGUGCCAUUUUGUGGGGGGAAAGUGGACCUCGUGCUGAUUGUCGUCUCCGCCGCCUGGAGGAGGAGUCUGGGAUUGCGGGGGGUGUUUUUUUUGGUGCUGGGAGUGGGGCCACGUUGUUACUGGAGGGGGGGUGGGGGGGCGUAGGUGGGGUUCAAUUGAUUCCACAACGUACGGCCCCUCCUAUCCCCCACUCAUUUCCCUCCCUCGCGCUGGACCGAGGGACAACCCGGGGGUAUAAUGUAAGAAUAGAUUUGCCUUGCUAAGCCACUUGAAGGCUUCACUUUUAUCUCUUUUUUUUUCCCUUUCACCAGCCUUGCGCCCUCACCCCCCCCCCCCCCAACUAAACCAAACCCUGCUCUUUCUGAGUUGACCAUCCAGCAAUUGAUGUCAACUCGGGUGGUGGCCAUCUUUGUUGCUGGUGUCAUCUGGAAUGGUGGCCAUUUUUGAUGCUGGUGUCACCGGGGAUGGUGGCCAUCUUUGAUGCUGGUGUCACCUCAGAUGGCAGACAUUUUUGAUGCUGGUAUCACCUGGGAUGGUGGCCAUCUUUGUCGUCAACUGGAGGGAGGGGGCGGCCAUCUUUGUCGUCAACUGGAGGGUGGCCAUCUUCAAUGGCAACACUGCAAUACUCAGGCGUACACACACCACCCUCCGCCCACCCCUCCACCCUUCAUGGCAGGGUGCCAUAGUGCAGAGGCCGUAUAUCAGGACCUUCCUCUCUCACUCCUGUGAUGCUUCCCCUCGGACCAUGCCCUGUCCACCCUUUGAUGCCUCGGGUUGUGGGGAACAAUGAUUAAAACUCUUCACAUUUCGCAGCGAGUCCUCAUCUGAUGCCUUCCGAUGAUCAUUACUGUUGAGUGAGGUGCGAUUUCAUUAUGAAUGCAGAUUUUUCUUC